Dendronephthya gigantea is the source of this 1681-nucleotide messenger RNA. RefSeq names its product alpha-1,6-mannosyl-glycoprotein 2-beta-N-acetylglucosaminyltransferase-like. The coding region runs from base 216 to 1631 and encodes 471 amino acids. Lineage: Eukaryota; Metazoa; Cnidaria; Anthozoa; Malacalcyonacea; Nephtheidae. Gene Ontology annotation, biological process: oligosaccharide biosynthetic process; protein N-linked glycosylation. The record is from RefSeq and is a predicted model, not a curated record. The transcript has a single exon. Gene Ontology annotation, molecular function: alpha-1,6-mannosylglycoprotein 2-beta-N-acetylglucosaminyltransferase activity. Gene Ontology annotation, cellular component: Golgi membrane; Golgi stack.
GUAAACAUCAAACAAAUUAUGAAAUUUUAUACUAAUUGAAUGAAUUUUUCUUAAUUUUUCUUAAUUUAAUGAAAUUUUCUUGGGAUUUUUAUCCCUUAGUGAUUUAUUUUACUGCUAAAGAUCGUGGAGAUGAAGUAUGAAAGAUGAGACCGUUGAAUUUCGCUUGUAAGUAGCUUUUAAAUAGCAGCAGAGAAAAAAAUAGAGGAUCAUUCAUCAUGUUUGGUUUGAGGAUUUGCAGACGAAAUAGGUUGAGUUUUAUACGAGCGAUUGUGAUAUUCAUCUGUCUCUGUGCUAUGUUCUUUUUUGUGAAAAAUAUGACUGAUGUGACUAAUCGUACGAUUCAUGAAGACGGUGAAGUGAUUGAACUCAACGGCUUCCCCUCAGAGAAAGUUGAUGUUGAUGCACAAAUGGGUUUAAAUAUUUUUACGGAGAGGAAGAAGCAAAAUUAUAUAACUUCUAAAAAGGACGUGGUCUCAAGGCCUUUGAACAAUGGUAAACCAAUUGCAAGUCUGGAAACUUAUGAAAACUUAGCAAACUUGCGAGAGACUGUGAGACAUCUCAAUACAGAGCAAAGCACCUUAAAUCUACGUAAAUUUCCUAAGAGAACGAAGAACAGUAUUAUCAUCGUCAUUCAAGUUCACAAACGUUCAAAGUACUUUAUGAAACUUAUUGAGUCUUUGCGAAAGGCCAAAGGAAUCUCAGAUGCUCUGCUUGUGAUAAGCCAUGAUUAUUAUGCAACAGAAAUGAAUGAUAUUGUACAAGGUAUUGAUUUUUGUCAAGUUUUGCAGAUUUUCUUUCCCUAUUCCCAGCAGCUCCAUCCACAUAAGUUUCCCGGAAUGGACCCCAGAGAUUGCCCCAGGGACAUCUCGAAAAUGCUCGCUCGUCAAAUGCAGUGCAACAAUGCCGAGCACCCGGAUAUGUAUGGUCACUACCGGGAAGUGAAGUUCACCAUGACCAAGCACCAUUGGUGGUGGAAAGCUAACAGGGUCUUUAACGAGCUUCGAAGUACGAAGAACCACGAUGGCUUAGUUCUAUUUCUCGAGGAAGACCAUUACGUUGCUCCAGAUUUUUACGAAGUCCUCCAGAAAGCGUAUAGCUUGAAAAAGUUCGACUCAAGAUGUCUUGAACAUGGCUGUGAGAUUAUAACCCUUGGUGAUUAUAAACUGGUUAGAGAUUUCAAAUCAGCUGGAAGCAAAGUGUUAAAAAUCCAACCGUGGAAAUCGAAUGAGAAUAACAUGGGGAUGGCUUUCGAUAGAAGGACUUGGAAAAAGCUGAUGGGAUGUAGCGAGAUGUUCUGCACUUAUGAUGAUUACAAUUGGGAUUGGACGCUAAUGAGAGUUAGUUUAAAGUGUUUAAAAAAGCAGUUAACAGUCUUACUGUUCAAUGUACCUCGGGUGUUCCACCUUGGGACGUGUGGGCUUCACCACAAGGACGCAAACUGCAACAUUCAGACGGUCCUCGACCUGACUGAAGAUGUGAUAGACACUAACAAAGAUGCAUUAUUCCCACUAAGUUUGGAAAUUGAGCUGGCUCGACCAUGGAUCCAAGGACAUUAUGGUCAGCCUAACGGGGGCUGGGGGGAUGUGAGAGACCAUGAAUUGUGCAUGAAUUUUACCAAAUCGACUGACUAAGUAAUGUCAGUCCACUGUAGUAUUUUGAUAUGUAAAACAAUAAAACUAAA